Lycium barbarum (goji berry) is the source of this 468-nucleotide messenger RNA. RefSeq lists its product as uncharacterized. The record is from RefSeq and is a predicted model, not a curated record. The coding region runs from base 1 to 468 and encodes 155 amino acids. The transcript is spliced from 3 exons. NCBI's taxonomy places the organism in Eukaryota, Viridiplantae, Streptophyta, Magnoliopsida, Solanales, Solanaceae.
AUGGUUCAAGCUGGAGAAAAGAGACUAUUGCAGCUGCAUGAGUUGGAAGAAUUUCGCUAUCAUGCUUAUGAAAACGCGAAAAUGUAUAAGGAGCGAACUAAGAGAAUUCAUGACAAGCACAUCCAAUCUCGUGACUUUGAUCCUAGGCAGUUAGUCUUGCUGUAUAACUCUAGGCUGAAAAUGUUUGGUGGAAAGUUGAAGAGUAAGUGGUCUGGGCCAUUCGAGGUAGUUCGUGUGACCGCACAUGGAGCGGUUGAGCUAAAGAAACCCAACUCGGAUGAGACAUUCCUGGUCACGUUUGUUCAUGUUGCAGGAAUAAGGAAGGAGGAGGACCACAAAACAAGCAAGAAUGAGUUGAAAUUCGUUCCAGGUUUGAUAUUAGCACAGCCGUCUGAUAGAGUGUUACCAUCUCCUGAGGAUGCCCUAGAUAUUUCAAAUGUCAAGGCACUAGAGUUGAGCAAGAAGUAG